GGUCUCGUUAUUCUCCAGCCAAGCCGAAAAAGAUUAAAGAAAAUCAAUCGCUAAUUCGGACCCUCGAAUAUCCGAUUUCCAAACCCUAAUUGGAUCACCCAAUAUCAAAGAAGUAGAAGACGAAGAUGUCGAGAGUAACCAAUCAAGAGGAAGACAAGAAGCCCGCUGAUCAAACGGCUCAUAUCAAUCUCAAAGUCAAAGGCCAGGAUGGGAAUGAAGUGUUCUUUAGAAUUAAAAGAAGCACUCAAUUGAAGAAGCUUAUGAAUGCCUAUUGUGAUCGACAAUCGGUUGAGUUCAAUUCCAUUGCCUUCCUCUUUGACGGCCGCCGUCUACGUGCCGAGCAGACUCCAGACGAGUUGGAAAUGGAGGAUGGGGAUGAGAUAGAUGCAAUGCUGCAUCAAACUGGUGGUGCUAUUGCCGAAAUAGCUGGAUUUUAGGGUACGUAUGUGGUUAUUUAGUAGGAUUUAAAUGGCAGUAGUUGUGAGAUUAGGUUCUGUUAGAAUAUAAACCCCUUGACACUA
Hibiscus syriacus is the source of this 521-nucleotide messenger RNA. RefSeq names its product small ubiquitin-related modifier 1-like. The record is from RefSeq and is a predicted model, not a curated record. Bases 126 to 437 code for a protein of 103 amino acids. Lineage: Eukaryota; Viridiplantae; Streptophyta; Magnoliopsida; Malvales; Malvaceae. Gene Ontology annotation, molecular function: ubiquitin-like protein ligase binding; protein tag activity. Gene Ontology annotation, biological process: protein sumoylation. The transcript is spliced from 3 exons. Gene Ontology annotation, cellular component: nucleus.